Rattus norvegicus (Norway rat) is the source of this 3411-nucleotide messenger RNA. NCBI's taxonomy places the organism in Eukaryota, Metazoa, Chordata, Mammalia, Rodentia, Muridae. The record is from RefSeq and is a predicted model, not a curated record.
GGGCUGAGGAGGAAGUAGGGGUGCACCUCAGCACUAUCCCAAGACUGCUGGCAACAGCGAGUUCCUGGGGAAAACCCCAGGGCAAAACGCUCAGAAAUGGAUUCCUGCAGGAAGCACUAGAUGAGAUGACAACUCCGCAGCAAACAACUCCGCAAAUGAAAAAGAACGACAUGAUGCAAUCUUCAGGAAAGUAAGAGGCAUACUAAAUAAGCUUACUCCUGAAAAGUUUGACAAGCUAUGCCUUGAGCUCCUCAAUGUGGGUGUAGAGUCUAAACUCAUCCUUAAAGGGGUCAUACUGCUGUUUGUGGACAAAGCCCUAGAAGAGCCAAAGUAUAGCUCACUGCAUGCUCAGCUAUGUCUGCGAUUGGCAGAAGAUGCACCAAACUUUGAUGGCCCAGCAGCAGAGGGUCAACCAGGACAGAAGCAAAGCACAACAUUCAGACGCCUCUUGAUUUCCAAAUUGCAAGAUGAAUUUGAAAACCGAACCAGAAAUGUUGAUGUCUAUGAUAAGCGUGAAAAUCCCCUCCUCCCUGAGGAGGAGGAACAGAGAGCCAUUGCUAAGAUCAAGAUGCUGGGGAACAUCAAAUUCAUUGGAGAACUUGGCAAGCUUGAUCUUAUUCAUGAAUCUAUCCUUCAUAAGUGCAUCAAAACACUUUUGGAAAAGAAGAAGAGAGUCCAACUCAAAGAUAUGGGAGAGGAUUUGGAGUGCCUCUGUCAGAUAAUGAGGACAGUGGGACCUCGAUUAGACCAUGAACGAGCCAAGUCCUUAAUGGAUCAGUACUUUGCCAGAAUGUGUUCCUUAAUGUUAAGUAAGGAAUUGCCAGCCAGGAUUCGUUUCCUACUGCAGGAUACCGUAGAGUUGCGAGAGCACCAUUGGGUUCCUCGCAAGGCUUUUCUUGACAAUGGACCAAAGACGAUCAAUCAAAUCCGUCAAGAUGCAGUAAAAGAUCUAGGAGUGUUUAUUCCUGCGCCUAUGGCUCAAGGGAGGAAUGACUUCUUCCUGGAGGGACCGUUCAUGCCGCCAAGGAUGAAAAUGGAUAGGGACCCACUUGGGGGACUCGCUGAUAUGUUUGGACAAAUGCCAGGUUGUGGAAUUGGUACUGGUCCAGGAGUUAUCCAGGAUAGAUUUUCACCCACAAUGGGACGUCAUCGUUCAAAUCAGCUCUUCAAUGGCCAUGGGGGACACAUCAUGCCUCCCACGCAAUCGCAGUUUGGAGAGAUGGGGGGCAAGUUUAUGAAAAGCCAGGGGCUAAGCCAGCUCUACCAUAACCAGAGUCAGGGACUCUUAUCCCAGCUGCAAGGACAGUCGAAGGAUAUGCCACCUCGGUUUUCUAAGAAAGGACAGCUUAAUGCAGAUGAGAUUAGUUUGAGGCCUGCUCAGUCGUUUCUAAUGAAUAAAAAUCAGGUGCCAAAGCUUCAGCCCCAGAUAACUAUGAUUCCUCCCAGUGCACAGCCACCACGCACUCAAACACCACCUCUGGGACAGACACCUCAACUUGGUCUCAAAACUAAUCCACCACUUAUUCAGGAAAAGCCUGCCAAGACUAGCAAAAAGCCACCACCAUCAAAGGAAGAACUACUUAAACUGACCGAAGCUGUUGUAACUGAGUAUCUGAACAGUGGAAAUGCCAACGACGCUGUCAGUGGUGUGAGAGAAAUGAGAGCUCCAAAACACUUUCUUCCUGAGAUGUUAAGCAAAGUGAUCAUCCUGUCACUUGAUAGAAGUGAUGAAGAUAAAGAAAAAGCAAGCUCUUUGAUCAGUUUACUCAAACAGGAAGGGAUAGCCACAAGUGACAACUUUAUGCAGGCUUUCCUGAAUGUAUUGGAGCAGUGCCCCAAACUGGAGGUUGACAUCCCCUUGGUGAAAUCUUACUUGGCACAGUUUGCGGCUCGUGCUAUAAUUUCAGAGUUGGUGAGCAUUUCAGAACUAGCUCAACCACUGGAGAGUGGCACCCACUUCCCUCUCUUCUUACUUUGUCUUCAACAAUUAGCUAACUUACAAGACCAAGAAUGGUUAACCGAACUUUUUCAACAAAGCAAGGUCAAUAUGCAGAAAAUGCUGCCAGAAAUUGAUCAGAAUAAGGAUCGAAUGUUGGAGAUUUUGGAAGGAAAGGGACUGAGUUUCUUAUUCCCACUCCUUAAAUUGGAGAAGGAACUAUUGAAGCAAAUUAAGCUGGAUCCAUCCCCUCAAACUAUAUAUAAAUGGAUAAAAGAUAACAUCUCUCCCAAACUUCAUGUAGAUAAAGGAUUUGUGAACAUCUUAAUGACCAGCUUCUUACAGUACAUUUCUAGUGAAGUUAGCCCACCCAGCGAUGAAACAGAUUCUUCCUCUGCUCCUUCCAAAGAACAGUUAGAGCAGGAAAAACAGCUGCUGCUCUCUUUUAAGCCAGUGAUGCAGAAGUUUCUUCAUAAUCAUGUGGAUCUACAGGUCAGUGCCCUGUAUGCUUUGCAGGUGCACUGUUACAACAGCAGAUUCCCAAAAGGCAUGUUACUUCGAUUUUUUGUUCAUUUCUAUGACAUGGAAAUUAUUGAAGAGGAAGCUUUCUUAGCUUGGAAGGAAGACAUAACUCAAGAGUUUCCAGGAAAAGGCAAGGCUUUGUUCCAGGUGAAUCAGUGGCUAACUUGGCUAGAAACUGCUGAAGAAGAAGAAUCAGAGGAAGAAGCUGACUAAAGAACCAGCCAAAGCCUUAAAUUGUGCAAAACAUACUGUUGCUAUGAUGUAACUGCAUUUGACCUAACCACUGCGAAAAUUCAUUCCGCUGUAACGUUUUUCACAAUAUUUAAAGCAGAAGCAUGUCAGUAAGGUUUCCUUCUGCAUAAGGUUUUUGUAGUAUGAUGUCUUAAUCAUAGUCUACCAUCAAAUACUUUAGGAGUAUCCAUAAUGUUUAGAUAGAAUAUUAGCAACAUGCAAUAAUUACAUCCUAAGCUCUCAAGCAGAGGCAGUCUAUUGCAAGGACCUUCUUUGCUGCCAGUUACCAUAGGCUGUUUUAAGUUAGAAAACUGAAUAGCAACACUGAAUACUGUGGAGAUGCACUUUGAUCAGUAAUACUUGAGUUGUUGCAAUAUUUGAUUAUCCAUUUGGUUGUUACAGAAAAAUUCUUAACUGUAAUUGAUGGUUGUUGCCGUAAUAGUAUAUUGCCUGUAUUUCUACCUCUAGUAAUGGGCAUUAUGUGCUAGAUUUUAAUAUCCUUGAGCCUGGGCAAGUGCACAAGUCUUUUUAAAAGAAACAUGGUUUACUUGCACAAAACUGAUCAGUUUGAGAGAUCAUUAAUGCCCUUGAAGUGGUUUUUGUGGGUGUGAAACAAAUGGUGAGAAUUUGAAUUGGUCCCUCUUAUUAUAGUAUUGAAAUUAAGUCUACUUAAUUUAUCAAGUCAUGUUCAUGCCCUGAUUUUAUAUUUUAUAUACUUGUAU